UGCCUCUGGAAGUUCACCGCCAUUGGCUGCAGUGCUGCAUGCUUUUGUUUGAAACGGGCCUCGUGAUUGGCAGCUCUGCGCACUCUCCUUAGCCGUCCUGUUUCUGACUGGGACGUCUUCCUCGCCGGUGCCGACAGUUUAUAGAGACGCUUCAAGACGUGUGCAGUCUUUGUAGAUUCAUGAACUGAUCACAUUUGCUUGUUUUGAAGGGAAACUGUAGCUUCAGAGGAGGCUCGCUGAAGACUGAUUUGUGUGUCCACUAGUGAUGGAUGUGUUUGUGUUCGCAAGCAGGCGUCAUUCUUCACGAUUACCUGAUUUUAUUAGACCGCUGUGCCAAACUGAGUCAUUAAGGCUUUUAAUCUGUAACAGCUUCAAUCAUCAUGUCAUGUCUUCUUAAUGGAAAUAUGGACCCCAUAUUUAAUUUGAUGCAUCUAGCUGGAUAAGCCCAGAUCGUACACUUUUUAGAAUGUCUCUCAAUACACAGAUAUUGAUGUGUUUUUAAUUAUGGGACAGGAAUUUAUACUUUUGGCUACACAAACACUCACUCACAAACUAUAAUGUACAUACAGUUUAGGUUUAUCGCAAAUUAAAGUGAAUGUUUGUUUGGGAUAGGCUCCAGCUCACUUGUGACAAUGAAUAAAUGAACAAGUAGUAGGUAAGGGGUGGGCGAAUCAAUACAAAUACCAAUAGUAUCGAUACCAAGUGUUGUAUCAAUAUUGAAUCAAUACUAGUGUGAUGGGAUUGAUAUUUUUCCAUUUCUCUUCUGUUUAUUUUUGUAAGGAUCUGUGUGUUUUUUGUUGUUUGUAUUGUUAAAUUGUUGAUAUUAGAGCCCCACCGAUGUGGGAUUUUUGGAGCCAAUGGCGAUACAGAUAUUGGGUGCUGAAAAAAAAAGCCGAUAACCGAUAUAUGGGCCAAUAUAUGAAAAAGAGCAUUGAUCUACACAGGAUAUAUGCUGUAAAUGAACAUAAAUUCUUACAAUACCCAAAAUAUGAUUCAACGCAAAGAAGCAGAAGACUACCAAAUGAAAAUAAGGAAGUUUGCUAACUUGGACACUGGACAUGUUGCAUCUAACGUAACACCUCCACACUUUGCUCUUCUCCUCUUCCUGUCAAAUGAAAAUACAGUAUAUACAUUUUGUGUAUUUUGGUUGUUAGCCUAGAGUUUGAUAUGGAGCAUUAUAAAAACAAAAAACAUAUGGCUGCAUUGGGCUGAAAGUGAUAAUACAAUGUGAGGUGUUUUUCAGCUAAUACGUGAUGUGUUUAUAAAAGGCUUAACGCAUAAGAAAUGGAUGGAUGGCUGCAUAUUCACAAAAACAUCUUACCAAUAUCAAUUAGUCAUAUUUACUACAUAUUGAAAAGUUCCAUCUGCAGCCUCUGAGUAUUUGCAAAGAGCUGCUGAAAACAAAUGCUGAAGCAAACAUUAAAAAGUGGAAAAAGAAAGUUGACUACAAACAAAAUAAGAAAUAAUCAAAACAUGCAUCACGUUACUAGAUCCUGAGUAUGAAGUGAAAUGGGACGCUGUGUAUAUCUGCAUAUAUCUUUAUUUCACUUUAAAACCCCGUAUGAUAGUCUUCGAUAAUGGUGGACAUGUGAAUUUACAGUUGCCAUCUAUGUUUACCUCACAGAUAUGCAAUGUAUACAACAUUAAAGCGCUGUAAUACGCUCUCCAAAACUUGUGUAAAAACUAGAAUGUUCUCUGCCCUGACAGCGUGGCUCUUAAGUGUAGUGUUAUAUUGUUUUCCAAAGUCACAGCUUUCCAUGGUGUAAAAAAUGCUUUCUUUUUGCGUUUCGCAGGCAGACAGAGAGACACUUGGAGAGAGCAACUGAAUCGCGGUGCAGCAAAAAAAAAAAAAAAAAAAGUAUAUCGGCUACAUUUUCACCGUUAUUGAUUAAUCGGUGAUAUGUCAUAAUCUGCCCGCCGAUAUAUAUAUCAGCCAGACUGCAAUUGAUAUUGAUUACAAACUCAGUGAAUACUUUAUUAGACACAUGAGGGAUUUGGAGGCAAGGAUUUGAAUGAGAGCCAAUAGUACGUAGUACCUUUGUUUACUUAUUUUGCAGUAUUGGCUGCAAUGUUAUUUAGAUUUUUUGUGUCUAAAAUUGUUUUCCUGUGUUUAAAUCUGAUUAUAACGAUCAUGAUCAACAAAUUAAAGGCAAAAUCUCUAAAUCACUCAAGGAGUUUGAAAAAGUACAAGUAAAAAGUAUCUGUAUCGGUCAUAUUGGUCCUGUAUUUACUUGGUAUCAGAUCAUUACCAGAAUUUGCAGCAGCGCCCACACUUGCACAUUAGAAAUAACCAAUACAGUACAGUUGUCCACCACUGCAAACUACACAAUAAUGAUUAUAUUGUUAAAUGAAUAGCCUCUGUGACAGUGUCAGUCAAAAGUGAGCGUCUUGACAGGUGUACCUAAUGAAGUGGGCGCAGAGAGCAUACAUUUGAACUCCCUUAAAACACUGGUUGGUGAAAAAGUGAAACAAUAUAGCUUUGAUAGUGUUCUUGUGUUCGUGUUUUGUUUUGGACCGUGAAAGUAUGAUUGAGGACGGGCUCACCGUGAUGACGUCACUAAACUGGGCGGAGCUUGUGUAAGAGCGUUGGAAUGCGUCACUUUGUGUUUCCACCCAAAAGAGGCAGCAGCAGGACCGUGUGUGAUUUUUUUUAAGUUCGCUUCGCGGUCCUUUUCGUGUACUUCAAACUAGUCUGUGUCCGCAUGAGUUUGUUUUUUUUAACUUAAUUCCCGAGGUGACUUAACGACACUUUGUACGAGUUGAACACGGAAACAACAACUCCGUCGUCGUCGUCCUUCCGACAUGACGUCAGGUGGAUGUUCUGUCCCUGCUGCCGUGUGUUAAUUUAAGUCGUCAGCUCAUCUGAGGACUCUUGUAGCCACCUUUGCACGAGUGACAUGUGGAUACGACGGCCACAGCUGUGUUGUGUCUUGGUGGAUGCGCUGUUGUAUUUGGCAAAGGUCUGAUGCUCGGCUGUCGCCACCAUUAUGUUCACCAAGAAGAAGAAGUCCCGCAUCCAGAUCUCAGCCCCGUCUAACUUUGAGCACCGCGUGCACACGGACUUUGACGAGCAGGAGCAGAAGUUUGUGGGCCUGCCGCGACAAUGGCAGUCGCUCAUCGAGGACACGGCCAAAAGGCCCAAGCCGUUCAUCGACGUCACAGUCAUCACCACCGUGGAGCCACACAAGACAAUAGUGCGUGGCAGCAAGCUGGGGGUAGAUGGCUCUCUGACUUGGCUGCUGGAUGAGUUUGACACCAUGUCUGUGACUCGAUCCAACUCGCUACGACGAGGAAGUCCUCCCGUCCAGACUCGCGUGGACUCGUUCUCGGGAAGAAGCUCCGGCGGGCAGGAGAACGGAGACCCCCCCCAGCGACACCACUCACAGUCAGACAGAGACCAACCCAGACCAGACCACCAGAGCGGAGGUGACCACCGCCACAGUCAGCGUUCCUCGCAGCGAGAUGAUGGCGUCCACAGUCGGCCUCAGCAACAGCCCCGUGGCCAAGAGCCCAGCCGGGGCCACAGGGAAAGACCAGGUUCUGGUCCCCCGCCGCCGCCUCCUCACAGAGACAGAGAGAAACGAGACAGAGACCAGGAUCAAGUGGUGCGCCGUGAUCCGCACGGUGAACACAGGCCCAAGUCCAGCUACCAGGUGCGAGAUGGCAGCCCGCAGUCUCCCAGGGACAAGAGGCCUCUCUCUGGCCCCAACAUCCGCAGCCCAAACCUACCAGUGACGGACGGGGUGAUGAAGACCGCCCAGCAGGCUGCACGGCCGUUCAACACCUACCCGAGGACGGAAAGUGACGGGGGACGCAGCCCCACUGGGCCGCCGGUGAGACACAAUGAGUCGUCCCCUCAAAAUGGGCCGUCCAUCUCCCAUCGUGGUUCCUCAGGCGCCAAGCCCCCUAUCAGCCACCCGCAUCCUCAUCACACUUCACAUCCCAGCCUGAACCCCGACACCCAUCACCCGCACACCCCCCACCCUAACAUCCCAGCCCCGCGGCCGCCCCUGCCCUCCGGCCCACCGCCAUCAGGCGCUCCGCCUCCGACGCGCUCCCCCCAGAGGGAGCCACAGAGGGUUUCCCAUGAGCAGUUUCGUGCAGCGCUACAGAUGGUUGUGGACCCCGGCGAUCCACGCACAUACCUGGACCACUACAUUAAGAUUGGCGAGGGGUCCACGGGGAUCGUAUGCAUUGCUACCGUUAAGACGACGGGCAAACUUGUCGCUGUGAAGAAGAUGGACUUGAGAAAACAACAACGCAGAGAGCUUCUCUUCAACGAGGUGGUGAUCAUGCGGGACUACCACCAUGAGAACGUGGUGGAGAUGUACAACAGCUACCUGGUGGGAGACGAGCUUUGGGUCGUCAUGGAGUUCUUGGAGGGAGGAGCUCUUACAGACAUUGUGACACACACCAGGAUGAAUGAAGAGCAGAUUGCCACUGUGUGUCUGUCUGUCCUAAAGGCCUUGUCCGUGCUGCACACGCAGGGCGUCAUCCACCGCGAUAUCAAAAGUGACUCCAUCCUCCUCACGCAUGACGGCCGGGUGAAGUUGUCAGACUUCGGCUUCUGCGCUCAAGUGUCGAAGGAAGUGCAGCGGAGGAAGUCCCUGGUCGGCACACCAUACUGGAUGGCGCCCGAACUCAUAUCCCGACUUCCCUACGGGCCUGAGGUGGACAUCUGGUCCCUGGGCAUCAUGGUCAUAGAGAUGGUGGACGGGGAGCCGCCUUACUUCAACGAGCCGCCACUCAAAGCCAUGAAGAUGAUCCGAGACAAUCUGCCCCCCAAACUGAAGAACCUGCACAAGGUGUCCCCCCUACUCAAAGGCUUCCUGGACAGGAUGUUGGUACGCGACCCAGCCCAGCGCGCCUCGGCCAGUGAGCUCCUCAAACACGCCUUUCUGACUAAGGCGGGACCGCCAUCCUGCAUCGUCCCGCUCAUGAGGCAGAACAGGAUUAAAUGAGGAGGUCAGAGGUCACGGACUACUUCCACUCACUGGACACUACAAGGAGCAAAGUGGGCCUACCUUUUUUUUUCUACUGUGGGGAGUGUGUUCCCUGGAUACUGAGCAAUAAUUUGGUAUGUGUGUGUGUGUGUGUGUGUGUGUGUGUGUGUGUGCGUGUGUGUGUUAAUGGAGGACCCGGAACUUUUUUCUGAGUUUUAUUUGGACUUCGCUUGGAUUUUUAAGUGUGAAGGAGCCACGUGUUGUUGUUUUUUUUUUUGUUUUUUUAAGAGACCACACGUGUCCAAAAGAGACCCCCCUGGUCCCAGUUGGACUUGACUACUGAGGGAUGUUCAUGAGUCCAGGCAAGCUUCCUGGUGUAAAACCAGAAAACAUGAAGUCAAAAGGUAAACACUGGAGUCUGUUGUGCUUGUGUAAGUAUGAUGAAGAUGGAGCGUGAGAGAGAGCGAUAUCACUGUCAUGUCAUCUCUGUUUUUACCCUGAUCAUGGACUUUACCUGUUGUGAUGAUUUUUGAAGCACUGUCAACACUAGAAGCUGCACUCACCUUCAUCUUUCACGCAUUUUAAAUAAUUUUUUAGAUCACAUGUUUUUUGUACAAAAAAAAAAGUGACUAGAUGAAGCUGAUCUUGAUUUAGGAUGUUACGACAUUAAGCAAACUCACUUUACAAACGGUGCUUUUUGUUUUUUUUAUACCAAACAAAACCAGCGUGGGUUGAUCAUGUAGCGAUUCUUCAACUGGACGUACACGUCAUUCUUUUUAUACACUAGCUGUGCUUUUUACAUUUGUAGCGGAGGUGAACAAGCUGGUACGUCCUAGUUCACUUUAACCAGCUGGGGGCAGUGACUACCUUUUAUCCCGACUGUUUUUUUUUUGUUUUUUUUUUUUGUCCCCCCUCCUGGCUUGGAAGAGCAAAUCAGUCCUGUGGCAGUGUGGAUGUAGGUUAGUUAGGUUAACAUUAGACCUUUCACCCUACCCCCACCCUGGCCCCCCAAACAUUAACAGAAAAGAAUGUGUGCUUUGUACUUUGGAGCAGCGAGUCACCCGUUAAGAAUUUGUUGAAGCGACAAUCAGCUGCACUUGAAAGAGUUUGUGUUGUGACAUUUUCCUUCUUCGCAGUCUUUAAACACCAAAUGCUCUAAACUCCCGAAACUAGAAUAACACUCAAAAUAGACCUCCGCCAGGAUCACGCUACCCUAAUAGUGGGACGAGUGGAUCAGUAACGGUAACGCGUACAAUAGGGACAAGUGGACGUUUCUCAAUGUGAACAAAAAAAAUGUGUCCAGAUCUGCACCACAAUCGAUGAACGGGUUCAUCCCUUUGUUACACAGUUUUGUUUUUGUGUAAAACUACUGCUACUAAAUGCAUCAUGCUAAAAGCAAUCCAGUGUAUGUCAAUGUAUGCUAAGCUGUCUGAACAAAACAACAUCUUAGCUUUGUACUAUAGCUGACAAAGCAAAUGGGUGUAAUAUAACAAUGAAUUCAUUUUAUUUUUACAAUAUCCCUAGGGACAAUUCACAAAAAAAAUGUGCGGGCUGAGAGCGGGCCCUGGGGCUGCGCUUUGGACACCCCUGACAUAAACAGACGUAAUGACAACACCGCUUCCUUGGUGGAGGUAACCAGACAAGUUGUAUGCUUGUACAAUGGAACCUCAGGUAAUGUGUUUUUUGGGGUUAACGUAGAAAAUGUACGCCAAAAUUCUGCCCCGAUUUGCAUUCAUUAUUUGGUCAGCAAACUUGUUGUGUUAUUAAUACGCUGUGUGAGUCCAACUGUGUUCUUAAUGUUUGUUUUUUUAAAUAACAAAACACCUUUGUUAGUGUCCUAUUAGCUUGCGGAUACAGUCGUCCCUCGCAGUAUCGCGGUUCUAUUAUCAUUCCGCCGCUACAUCGCUGUUUUUAAUAAAUUAUGAUCAAAUGAAAUGAUCACUGUUUUGUGGUAGACUAUAGUCUUAUUAGUCAAAGCAUAUUGAAAUGCAAAUGAUAUGUAGUAUUCUGGCCACUAGGCAGCAGUAAUGUUACAUGGAUAAGACAUGCAUCCUUUUUACACCACCCUACCUUGCACUUAUUUUAGCCAGCCUGGAUGCAGAGUGAAAAAAGGUUCUCCUCCCAUUUCAUGUGGAAGUGGUAAGUUGGUGGCUUCUUACUUUGUCCUUUGUCCCUGCUCUGUUUGAAACCCUUUCUUAAAUUUAGAAGCAAUAUAUUCAAGGCUGACUGGUUAGCUUAUUAGCUCUCUGGCUUGCUAGCCGUGUAGUCCCCCUCUAGCACAAUAGUUGUGCAAUCCGAUGUAAACAAUGAAUAAUAGGAGUGUAAUGGUGACUCUAAUAAUGUUAAAAGCCGUAAACAGGGUUUCUAUGCUAUUUGAAAAUAUCCAAUUUAUUAACAUGGAUUCCUAUACUACGGAAAUUAAUUUAUCACGGUCGGGCCGGGAACCAAUUAACUGCUAUAAACAAGGGACGACUGUACAUCAAAGCAGAAGUCAGCUCUGUUGCCCAUCUGUGAUGUCAUCAGAGGUUGACUGAGGUUCUUUUCUAACACAGUAACGCCGCAAGUCUCAAAAAUGCUCAGACAAAACACGUUUUUAUAGUUUUACUAUUUCUCAUUUCUUAUGGCAAAAAUUGAUUUGGUUAGCGUACGUUUCGGUUAGAGUCAGACCUUCUGGAACACUAACCCAGGUUCCACUGUAGUUCCAUGACUAGGCUAGCUAACGCUGGCGACUAGAACUAGUUUGUACGCGCGACUCGCUGGCCUCCCAACACUACGUAUGACAACGUUCCCGGCACAAUUGUCUUUACGUCCGCAUGUUUUUUUUUUGUUUUUUUUUUCUUUUUUUGAGGGACAAGAUGGCGUCCAAGGACCAGGACACCUCACUGCCGAGCUUCCACAAACUUCCCGUAAAUCCUUUUUUUAAAAUGUUUUUUUAAUCCUUUGCCAACUAGCAACGUAACCGUUGCUGUUCAGGGUUUUAGUGCCUUGCUCUGCAUCAUCUUCUAGAAACAAACGGUUCUGCUGGUCGGCGGAGACGUGGUGUGGCGUGGCCGGCCAGCUUCCUGUGUAAAUACGACCAUGUUAUUUUAUGUGUACACUUUGCUUGCCGGUGACGUUAUCGUCAGCGCCAUCUUGUGUUUUCACUGGGAUUGACUGUCAUGAAAAUAAAAGACUUUUGAGUUGGAAAUGUGACUUCUUGGAUUGUUGCAGAGAGAGAUUAUAAACAUUGAUGAUGUCACCGGGUUUGUCUGGCUCUCUUGUAUUUUGUAUUUUUUUUCAUGUUUAAUGUUUUUCUACCCAACAGCACAGAUGAACCUGCUGGAACAUUUCAGUCUGCUUUUAAUUGACUGAAAAAUCCACCAAGCUGAAAGUGUUAUGUUAAAAUGGUGUGCGUGGGUAAGUGCAAGUUGUUUCUUUAGCGCUCAUGAGUCAUUUGAUGGAGUUGCAGACCACCAACACAGACCCAGAAGUUGAGGAAGACCUUAAACCAGGGUUGUCCAAACUCUAUUUUUUUCCACAAAGGCCGCACACUGAAAAAUCUAAAGAUGGGGGGGCCACUGACAUUUUACAUUUUGUAAACUAACCCAGGGGUUGUCAACAGGUCUCAUCCAGGGACUCACGUUUUCCCAUGCUGAUUAACUUCUGACCC
Molecule: messenger RNA, 8592 nt
Organism: Dunckerocampus dactyliophorus (ringed pipefish)
Lineage: Eukaryota; Metazoa; Chordata; Actinopteri; Syngnathiformes; Syngnathidae
Gene: pak4
Product: p21 protein (Cdc42/Rac)-activated kinase 4
Exons: 11
Coding region: 2988-4961 (657 amino acids)
Biological process (GO): regulation of MAPK cascade; intracellular signal transduction; protein phosphorylation
Cellular component (GO): cytoplasm
Molecular function (GO): protein serine/threonine kinase activity; ATP binding
Source: RefSeq, a predicted model, not a curated record